AUGGCUAAAGAUGCUGAAGCAAGAGAACGUAACUGGUUACAGCGUCUCGAACCCCCUGAUCGGGAGGCGUAUUUGAAGAAGGCUAUGGAAAAGGAGGCCAAAUACUUGGUGGAUCCUCUCAAACUGGCUCAGGGCAUCGUCGAAAAACUCCGGGACCACAAUCUGCAGGCUGCCUUGGAAUUGGUCCGCGCCAGCGACAGGGUUCAUAAUGGCAAGGGAGUGGACAAUGUCGUCAGUUGGAACCAUAUCAUAGAUUGGUUGAUGGGUCAAGAGUCUCCUGGUGAGGCAUGGAAGGUCUACAACGAGAUGAAAAAGCGAGGCCAUAAACCCGAUUCCCACACUUACACCAUCAUGCUGAGAGGUUAUCGCGAGAACGUCAGAAAACCAAAUGCCGUUCAGCAGGCAUUGAGCGUUUACGACUCCAUCUCGGCCGCGAACUCGGCUGUCACUCCGACCACCAUCCACACGAAUGCUAUCAUCAGUGUCUGCGCCCGCGCGUAUGACAUUGAUGCUAUAUGGAGAAUCGCUGGGAGGCUCCCCGAACGCGGGCCUGGUGCCCCGGACCAUGUAACGUUCACGACGAUACUCCAGGGCCUGAACAGCGAGGCCCAAAAACGAGCUAUAGAUCGAGGAAGCAGAGAGGGGCCGGGCUUCGACCCUCAACCAAUCUUCGACCAGGUAAUUGAUGACGCGCGGAAGUUAUGGCUCGACAUCACGGGACGAUGGAGAAGAGGAGAACUUCACCUAGACGAGGCCUUGGUUUGUGCCAUGGGAAGACUGUUGAUGCUUUCAAACGACAGGAGUACUCAUCUUGAUGUUCUCAACCUGGUCCAACAGACCAUGAACAUAGGCAGAAUCCCCGAUGCAUCAGCUAUGGACCCGAGGGACGAGACAGAGGCGCCGGACGAAUCGGAAACCACCGCUGAGGAGGAUUCUCCAUCCUCCCUCGACGCUCCAGCCAUGAGAGCAAUCCGCUCGAAUUUGUCCUCAAAGCAUAUCAGCACGGUGAACGCUUCUGUGUAUGCCAGCCCUGGCAACAAUACUCUUUCCAUGCUCAUGGAAACCACUACCGCCCUCCGAAAGCUAAAACUGGGCAAAUACUAUUGGGAAUUGCUCACAUCUCCCGAUGGGCCUUAUAAGAUUGUCCCAGACCAUCAGAAUAUUAUGGCUUUCCUGCGCCUGCUUCGAGUUUCCCGCGCAAGUAGAGCGGCCUUGGACCUUCUUCGAGCUCCGAGACCUGACGAGGUACGCGACAAACUUAUGGUACGUGGAACAUUUGUCAUAGCCAUGAGCACCUGUCUCCGAGACAAAAAGAAUCCGAAUGUGUUCGAAACAGCCAGCCGGAUCAUGGACUUGAUGCAAGAGAGCACGCGAGAUUUGAGAGAUGACUUGAAUGGGACUGAAAUUGAGCCUCAGGGUCAGAAGCUCAGGUUCUCUCCCAAAGUUCUCCGGAUGUAUUUGGAAGUUGCUAUGGCCACCACGAAAGGAAUUGGCGCGGGUCCGCUCGAGAAGGCCCAGAACGGUGACUUGGAUUUCGAGCGAGAUCCAAGCAAAAGCCAUACAAUAAGAGCGUUAAGAAGGCUUGGCCCAGAUGCGGUCAAUGUCAGGCAACUAAUCAAAUCCCACUUGAUUGAGCUCGAACAACAGGCUGCCAUGAGAGGACGUACGAUCAGAGUCAAGAAACUGCUUGAGAAGCGCCAGAUCACGCCUUACAGUGUUACUGAGAACAUUGAAGAACUGGUCGAGUUAUUGCGGACCAUGAUCAGUGCAAUUGACAAGAUCAUCCUGGUUAAUGAACGGUUGGAGGAUGACGGAAUGGGACCUUUAGAUAAAAGCAUCUUGAAUGAGUGUUGGUUGCAGAAACGAAAGUUGUCGGCCUUUGUUACAAGAAUGGCCAAUGCGAUCGUGGAGCCCAAAGGACCUGGAGAGCUGAGGGCGCGGCGUGUUGACGAAAGGGGUCGCCCGCUCGUGGGCAAAGUGAGUGAGAUGCAGGAGGAAGAUGCAGGUGCCGGGGCUGAAGACACUCAGACGGCAGCGGACGCGAUGACAGACGAGGAAUUCGAAGCCAGCAUGGACCCCACCAGUCCGCGCGCAAAAGUCAUGAACGAUAUCAAAGUAGCCCAGGCCAAGCAGGCCAAAUCAAAGGAAGAAAGAGGCCUCUCACGACGACAGAAAUUGGAAUUGAUCAAAGAAGAGCAAGUCCGCGCGCAGUUCCCCACCAGCGUGUUGAGAGAGCGGCAGAGCGGGCGGAUGCGAAAGAAGGAGACUGCGUGGGCGGGAUUGAUGCCGAGAAGGGGAACGAGUGCGGUGGUGACUCCUGCAAAGGCGCCCAUGUGGAAGACGAGGCAAUUGGAAAUCAAGGAGAUGAGGAGACAGAAAAGAGAGGCCAAAGAAAAAGAGAAGCACGCGAGAAGGGAGAAGAGAGAGGCAGAGGAAAAGGAGAAGCACGCGAGGAGGAAGGAGAGGGAGACGUAUCGAGGGUGGGGAGGUGGGUUUGAAGAGAUGUUGAAACAAGAGGGCAAGGCUGGCAGGGCCGGGAUAGUGGAGUUGGGACCUUGA
Molecule: messenger RNA, 2559 nt
Organism: Cladophialophora psammophila CBS 110553
Lineage: Eukaryota; Fungi; Ascomycota; Eurotiomycetes; Chaetothyriales; Herpotrichiellaceae
Exons: 2
Coding region: 1-2559 (852 amino acids)
Molecular function (GO): protein binding
Source: RefSeq, a predicted model, not a curated record